Messenger RNA from Loxodonta africana (African savanna elephant), 1822 nucleotides. RefSeq names its product X-box binding protein 1 (gene XBP1). Gene Ontology annotation, biological process: regulation of DNA-templated transcription. Gene Ontology annotation, molecular function: RNA polymerase II transcription regulatory region sequence-specific DNA binding; DNA-binding transcription factor activity, RNA polymerase II-specific. Gene Ontology annotation, cellular component: nucleus. NCBI's taxonomy places the organism in Eukaryota, Metazoa, Chordata, Mammalia, Proboscidea, Elephantidae. The record is from RefSeq and is a predicted model, not a curated record.
GCGCGCACUCGCCAGACGCUUCCCGGUAAUGGUGGUGGUGGCAGCUGCGCCGAGCCCGGCCACCGGGGCCCCCAAGAUGCUGCUUCUGUCCAGCAAGUCCGCCCCUGUCCCUGCCGCCGCCGGAGCCCCGGUCGGCCGGGCCCUGCCGCUCAUGGUUCCGGGUCAACAAGGCGCCAGCCCGGAGGUGGCGGCCGGGGGGCCGCCCCAGGCGCGCAAGCGACAGCGCCUCACGCACCUGAGCCCCGAGGAGAAGGCGCUGCGGAGGAAACUGAAAAACAGAGUAGCAGCUCAGACUGCCAGAGACCGAAAGAAAGCACGAAUGAGUGAGCUGGAACAACAAGUAGUAGAUUUGGAAGAAGAGAACCAAAAACUUCUGUUAGAAAAUCAGCUUUUGCGAGAGAAAACUCAUGGCCUUAUAGUUGAGAACCAGGAGUUAAGACAGCGCUUGGGGAUGGAUGCCCUGGUUACUGAAGAGGAGGUGGAGACCAAGGGGAAUGGAGCGAGGCCAGUGGCCGGGUCUGCUGAGCGCAGCACUCAGACUACGUGCACCUCUGCAGCAGGUGCAGGCCCAGAUGUCACCCCUCCAGAACAUCUCCCCAUGGAUUCUGACGGUGUUGACUCUUCAGACACUGAGUCUGAUAUCCUCUUGGGCCUUCUGGAUAACGUGGAUCCAGUCAUGUUCUUCAGGUAUCUCUCCCCAGAGUCUACCAGCCUGGAGGAGCUCCCAGAGGGCCACCCAGAAGGACCCAGUUCCUUACCAGCCUCCCCUUCUCCAUCACUGGGGACGUCACCAGCCAAGCUGGAAGCCAUUAAUGAACUAAUUCGUUUUGACCACGUAUAUACCAAGCCCCUAGUCUUAGAGAUGCCCUCUGAAACAGAGAGCGAAGCUAAUGUGGUAAUCAAAAUCGAGGAAGCACCUCUCAGCCCCUCAGAGAAGGAUCACCCUGAAUUUACCAUCUCGGUGAAGGAAGAACUUGUGGAAAAUGACUUCAUUCCAGAGCUGGGUAUCUCAAAUCUACUUUCAUCCAGCCACUGCCUGAAGUCAUCUUCUUGCCUGCUGGAUGCUUAUAGUGACUGUGGAUAUGAGGGCUCCCCUUCCCCCUUCAGUGACAUGUCCUCUCCACUUGAUAUAGACCAUUCUUGGGAGGACACCUUUGCCAGUGAACUCUUUCCCCAGCUAAUUAGUGUCUAAGCAGUGAUCCAACACUGUUGCCCUUUCCCUUGCGUAUUAACAUCACUGCCUGGAGGAUAACAGAGAAGCCUGUUUGUGCUCAAAAAGCCAAAGUAGAGGGGGUACAGUCCUAGAGAAUUCCUCUAAAGUAUUUGUUCAAAACUUGUAGAUCACCCCAAGUAUUGUCUUUUGACAUCCAGCAGUCCAAGGUACUCAGAUACAUUACAGUAAUUAAGAACUACAGCUUUUGCCCUUGUACCUUUAUCUUAAGGGCAGUAGUUUGCCCCAAAACAUUUAACAAGAUGAACCAUGCAGACAUUAGGGAGACAAUAAGGGUCACCAGACAAGUGUCUUAAAGUAGACAUGGAAUUUAUGAAUGACCCUUCAUCAUUUCUUCUUCCUCUUCUCAGCAUCCCAGGCUUGCCUCCAAUUUUAGGUCCUUUAGUUUGCUUCUGCAAGCAGAGAACACCUACCUGAGGGGGUGACUUUUCCCUCAUGUACAGUCCAAGUAAAGAUCAAGAAUCUUUUUGUGAAAUUCUAGAAAUUUACUAUGUAAAUGCUUGAUGGAAUCUUUCCCUGCUACUGUAGCUUUUGGAAGGUGCUUUCUCCAUUUAUUUAAAACUACCUGUGCAAUUAAAAAGUGCAAUGCAG